Psilocybe cubensis is the source of this 2220-nucleotide messenger RNA. RefSeq lists its product as uncharacterized. The coding region runs from base 1 to 2220 and encodes 739 amino acids. The record is from RefSeq and is a predicted model, not a curated record. NCBI's taxonomy places the organism in Eukaryota, Fungi, Basidiomycota, Agaricomycetes, Agaricales, Agrocybaceae. The transcript is spliced from 10 exons.
AUGGUGUCACUGUCGGCGCUGUUUGUCCACGUGUGCAACGCCCAAAUUCUAACCAUCCCCGCCCGUAGGUUCCCUGCGAAAAAUGUGUUUCGAGAGGUUGUGGAUCGAUCUGUCCAGAUGGCAAGAGUUUUGCAACCUGGCAAAGGAGGCCGUUUAUACUUGGCCGACACAGAAGAAUUGUACAAUCGUAUCGAAGACAUUUCUUCUCGUAACCGGGAACUAGAGGCGGCCCUUCGCAAACUCCAGGAAACAGUUUCUCCAGAACAACCACAUCCGCUACUGGCGACGAAUGUGCUCAGACUGAACACUCAGCAAGGCACCCCGUCUGAGCCCAGUACAUCUUCCUCUAGCAAGUCACCUUCAACUUCAAGAAUCAGCCCAACGACGCACCCACCAGAAACUGAUCUCCCGGGAAUGAAAGUAGACGAAGAGCAGCAUGUUGUGGAUGCAUUUGGCACUUUGGCAGUUAAUCGACUAGGGGAAUCGAGCUUCCUCGGUAGGAGUGCUCGCCCGGAGGUUACAAAUCUACCACGAAGAAUGCACCGGCCUGCUCUUCCACGAUUAAGCCUACGAAUAAGAGAGGCAUCAUUUCCAGAAAGAGAGCUUUACAACGACACUCUUCUCGCUGAGAUUCUAGAGUUUCUCCCCCCACAGGCCGAGGCUCUGCAUUUGUGCGAAGUGUAUCUGGAAUAUGGGAAAUAUUUGUAUGCACCCAUUUCGAAGCAUGAGCUUCUAGAGGAAACUCUGGCAGUGGUAUACCGAGCAAGGCAAAUUCACAUGGCCCACUAUAUAGAACUAAGUGAUAUGGAACCGGAGGGCUUUGAAUCCGCAUGGAUACAUGUCGGAAAUGCUGUACGUCUUGGGAUGAAGGCUGGCCUGAUUUACCAAUGGAAUAUCAGUUUCGCAAUUCUUCUCCACGAUGUAUUACAAACGGCAUUCGGACCGAAGGAGCCACCUUAUUCCACCAUCACAGACCUCGACCGUAAAAUUCGAGAUUUUCACGUCCCAAGUCAAUGGAUAACGCCAGACGAAGGUAUGGAAGAACCGCCCCUUGAAAUUGCAAUGUAUCGUUGGCUCGUUCUUUCUGCUAAAGAGAUAAGUGAGUCAAUAUCAUUAAGAGUUUCCAAUUUGCUCGUUACUAACUCGAGGACGCCAGCGCUUCUCAAUUUACAUCGCUCCUACUUUGCACUUGCCCUUCAAGAAUCGUCUGGUGAUCUCCAGCGGCAUCGAUACCUCCCUUCUGUUGUAGCUAUAUACCGUUCAUCGUGGAGACUCGUCCGAGGCCUUGCACUAACAUGGACAGUCAUACCCAAAUUUCUUGCUCGGGUUACUCUUGCGUGGUCGCAUGGCCUCUCAGCUGCUGUUGUGCUAUGCCUUUUGGUGACGCGUGCCCCUACAUCUCCUCUGACAACGCCAGCUUUAGAAGAAUUAGACCAUUUAAAUUCUUUAUUCGAUUCAGCUGCACCUUCGUGUGGGCCAGCUGAGAAAUUGCUGAAUUCUGUCCAAACGCUCCGCCGUAAAGCGCAAGAGGCGGUUGGUCUCCCACACUUCCGUUUCCACCACACUGACGAGGGUACCUCGAUAUCCACAACAGAGCUUGACAGGUUGAAUGGCAAGACAUAUCUGCAUACGGACAAUGGGUCUUCAGGGGGGCCGACAACAAUGGAUCCUCGGUCGCGUGCAACGUCGGUAACCAUCUCUGAUAUCGCCGAUGGUCAUAACCGUCCCUCUCCUUUCCACAACCACAACAUCGCCAAUUUGCACCCGACGAUAGUACGCGACCUACGUGAAUUCAGUCAUUAUAACGCCAUAUCCACCACUCCUUCGUCCAUGUCUUUUUCUGACGUCCCUAGCGUUCCACUUCCUACAACUCAUACACAAUCUCAUUCGAACCCGCGAACACUAGCUCCUCCGCCACCGCCGAGAGAUCCUUCGCCUGAGACUGAUAAACUGCUUCUACAACAGUUUGAUCCUACUCCUUCCGCUUCACAAUCUCAACCACUCCUUCCUCCUCGCAAUGAAUCGCUCUUCCAGUCUCUCCAGGCAGCAACAUACUUCCACACCCAACCAGAUUCAUUCCUAGAUCCGCGCUCCCGAAUGGGAAUGGGAAUGAUGUUCGCGCCAGGUUUUCAAAGCGGCUUUACUGGUGGUUACGGUGCAUCGCCCAUCGCCCUGGAUCCAUCGUGGAACAACUUCGUCGAGCAACUUGGGUUCGGUUAA